ACGGCGAGCGUGCGAGUCACUAAGCCAUACGUGACUAUUAUGCUCAAUAUAAGUGAAAAAGAGACAACAGCUUUGAAAAAACACGUUAACUGUGUUGCAGAGUUGUCAGAGUGUGACGUUGUCUUGCAGUGAUCCGUGGCUCUUCACAACCUUCUAUCGAUCAGGUGGCCGAGUUAUAGGGGCGGCGACGGUGGCUCGCAGGCUGCUAGUAAAUCUAUCCACUUUUUAUAGUUAUUUAUCUUCAAUUUUAUUGCCCCAAUAACCUACGAUUGAAGUGAAGUGUUAGUUUAAUAUCACUUCGCAGUGUUAUAAGUGUUACAAGAAUCAUCAGAGAUCAGUUAACGUGUUUGUAGCUGUAGCGAGAGACUGGUUUCGGGCGCAGGAAUGGUCCCGAACUCCCCCUCGAUAUGUGGGCUGAAGAAGCAACUUAUUAUAUCAAAGGUUCUUCCAUUAGGAAACUGAUUCAGUUGGAAUAAUUUAAUUUCUUGUAUUCCCCUUCAACUUUUUAUGCAAGAGAAAAAGUGUAUGCCAGUUGUGUUUUAUUAAGUUUUUCAGUGUAUUUUUGGUGUUGUGCGUAAAGUGGUUCCCGAAGCUCUCGUCCAAAAGCUCUUGUGUUGCGGUGCUCGAGCCUCGAGGCUGGGGGGAAGGUGGGCAUGGCGCCUCCUGCUGGGGCGUCGUUCCCCACGCCUCUAACAGGCCCCUAGCAGGAGCUGUGUAGGACUAUAAUGGCAGGGGAGGGAGGUGAGGAUCUCAUGCCGGACCUCUCGCAUCUUGACGACCAUGAGCGACGUAUCAUCGAACAGGUUAUGCAGAGGCAUCGCCUCGAGGAGGCCAAGGAGUCCGAGCUCGUUAGGAGGAAGCGUGAAGAAGUACGCGUGUUGGAGGAUACCAUCAGACUUCGGUCGGAGUCGCAGAGAAGGCGCGGGGCGGAGCUGGAGGCAACAUGCCAGAUCUGCGUCAAGACCAAGUUCGCUGACGGUAUCGGACACCUCUGCCACUACUGCAACGUACGCUGCUGCGCUCGUUGUGGUGGCAAAGUCACGCUCAGGUCUAACAAGGUGAUAUGGGUGUGCAUUUUAUGUCGGAAAAAGCAGGAGCUCUUGACGAAGACGGGGUCGUGGAUGAGUGGGGGCCCAGGAGAUGACCCAGAGUUCGACUACGGAGCAGGCGGCCUCUUCCCCAGUGAUUCGUAUUUGGGGUCACGAAGAGAAAAGCAUUACCACAAAGACUACAGAAAACCCAAGGAUGAAAUUCGAGACCCUAUUAGUGAAGCCGAGUUAUCGAGAAACAGCGACGCUUUCUCUAGACCUAUCUUCUCUAGAUAUAGACACAGGCAAAACCUGUACGGCACCAGGCUAGGUAAGGCGUAUCCUGUUCAAGUACGAGAGGAAUGCUGUGAUAGUAGGGCUACUGAUAACCGAAGCUACACGGAGCGGAGAAAGAAGACCGUGAGGUUCAAUUCCGAAGGAUGGGACACCAUCGAAGAUGAUUUGGACCCGUCGGCUGUAGAGGACACUCGUUGGUCGAGCGCCUACAACGUCUAUUACGACGAGGAACGCUGUCCUCCCGGGCGACCAGGUCCAACUUCCUUGCAUCCUAAUUACGCGCCUAUGAGGGACCAUGGCAGCCAACUCUUGCCUUUACCUAGACGAGUGGGUGGCUGGGGUGGACCAAAUUCUGGACCCAACAGAGAGCUUCCAAUACCUGCCGUGAGAAGGCAGUCUUGGGACGUUGAGAGACAAGAAUCCCAAGACUCGCAGACCAAAGAUAGCGGCAUAGACAGCGGGACCAGCAGCAACUUCAACUCUAGUGAAGAUUCUUCUAAAGGGGACUUGCCUCGAACUUGCAGACAUCCAGUGAGCUGGCAGCCCAGUCAGGACGGAUCCAAGAUGAUCGGUCACAUGAUAUUAAACAAAGCCAUGAGACCUGAACACGGUGGCCAGUCGUCCAGCGCCGCCAUCCUCGGUCUUAAAGUCGGUGGCGGCAAAAUUCUCGACAGCGGCAAAAUUGGCGCCGUUGUCGAGAAGGUGAAGAAAGGCAGCAUCGCCGACACCGUCGGACAUCUGAGGCCAGGAGACGAAGUGCUCGAGUGGAAUGGUCGGGUACUGUCGGGCCUGACGUUCGAAGAAGUGUACGACGUAAUCAGCGAGUCCUGCCAUGAAGCUCAAGUCGAGCUCAUCGUCGCGCGACAACUCACCGACAUCGACCGCCAUCCUGCUCGGCGACAUACGCAUGCGGGUCUCAUCUCCAGAGGUGGUUCACACGACGGAGGCUUUGACCCUCGUAAGUUGUCGGAGCCAGGGCGCGACCGACGGCCCAGCGUAACCAUCACGUCACCGGGAUCACCGGACAACUACCGCACCAGACUGCACUCGCCCUCUAUAGGCGGCAAGCUUCAGCUGAAGUUAUUUCUGGACUCGCAAGUUCAGCAGCUGAUCGUGACGGUUAUCAGCGCCUCGGAACUGCCGCUGCGAGCAACGGGCGUGCCACGGAACCCCUACGCUAAGCUCUUCCUGCUGCCCGAUAGAAGUGAGAAGUCGAAGCGGCGCACGAAGACGAUAGCAGGCACCUGCCAGCCGCGCUGGAACCAAACCUUCGUGUACGCGCCCGUGCGAGUAGCGGAGCUGCGGCAGCGCUCGCUGCAGGUCACCGUCUGGGACUACGACCGCUUCGGCACCAACGACUUCCUCGGGGAGGUGUUGGUGGACCUCAACGCCGCGGCGCUGGACGACGAGCCUGAAUGGUACAGCCUCGCGCCGCCAGACGACAUGCUCACCUCGCACUCGAGACGCACGAUGUGCCUGGACACAGAGUCGGCGUCGACGCUGCCCUCCAUCGACCACUUGUCCCCACCGUCCACGGCGUCCCGACUCAGCGAGUCUGACAUGAGCGACGCGGACCUCGAGGACUCCCUGCACCAGCGCAAGAUGGAGCAGGCCUCCCUCAGCAGCGUCGGCUCCUCCAGCAGUCCGCCCCCAGACGACCACAGAGGUUUUGGUUCAUACGAACACAGAUCGAGGAGAGAGGACCCACGGUUUCGUUCCCCAGGACACAUGAUGGGUUUUGGGGGAAGUUUGGGUGCAAGCGUAGGGCCUCCAUACAAGGAUUACAUCCCCGCACCAAUCCCAAUGUCAGCGAGAGGCAGAAGCCAGUCAGCAGCUCCUACUGACUCACCAUCGCUGCACGUGUCGAGGUCAAGAUCUAAAUCACCGAGACGUAUACCUGACGUGGCGUCUCGGUCUUUGUCGCCACCCGAAGCGAGGCCAGAAUAUGGGGGAAUGGGGGGCGGUCGGCCCCUAAUGACGUCACGGAGCGAGACCGCGACCCCUACCAGCUCCCCCAAGAAGCGUCAGCUGCCUCAGAUCCCAGCUGCCUUGCAACACGCCAACCGCGACAAAAUAACGCAGAGGAACAGAGAUUCGCAGGACCUCGAGGAGCGCGCACGACACAUGAAGCUGCGUCUGCGCCAGAUGCAGCCGCAGGGACACUCGCGCUCUGCGCUCAACAGCGGCUACAGCGACUCUGAAAUCGGAGCUCGCCGCUACGACAGGUAUACGAGAGGUGCCUCGAGAGGAGCUUUAGCUUCCCCAGAGCGUGACCCGUUGGAGCGAGACCUUGGCGAUUCUGCUAGUGAUAUAGAGAGCGUCGUGAGCGGCGCCAGCACCUUCUCUACUCAGAGCGAACGACCCAGAGGAUCCGUUAAACACAGCAGUAGACAGCACUUCUCCUCUAGUCUCACUUGUGCUCCUAGUAUCUUUCCCACCGACUCUAGUUACUCGCAUCCCGACUGGUAUGCUGCUGAUGUUUCUGGUGUUGUGCGCGACCAACUUCCCUUGCCUGAAGUACGACUCUGGCCAAGAGAAACAACAGAUCAAAAUCCUUUUCAUUCUUCCUCUUCUAAUGAUAGAGAUAAAAAAUCUCGUUUUGUUCCAACAUUUAAUGCUGCUGACUUUUCAACAUCCGAAUCUUCUCCGCCGUUCAGUAUAGAAGAUAAUCAGUAUCUUAGAAGGAGGUUUCAGAGUAGAAGCAACCCUGCUAUUGGGUCUUUCCAGUCGAGAAAUUUGCCGCCUUUGCAACGCAGUAACACCGUAAGAUCAUUUUUUCCACCUUCGCCCGUGAAAGUCAAGUUACUCAAGAGUCGUAGUAUUGGCGAUGAAUUUAACGUUCUCAGUAGUAAUGGAUCAGAUGAAAUUUUCAUCGACUGUAGAUUUAAUGAUGCAAUGAGAUCAAAAUCUUCCGGAGAUUUGCAUCGCUACUAUUCUAAAAAGGUUCCUUCACACGGUUAUAAUAGUAGAGGAUGUAGCGCGUCUGCUCAUAGUCCACCCCAAGUGCCUUUUAGAAAUAGUGAUAGUGGCGUAGAACGUAGGUGGCGUGAUGAAGCACGACAGUACGUCGACCGGCGACCACGUAGAAGGGAUGCGCCGCCUCGACAUGCUCUUCCAGCUCGACAACGACCAUGCAGGGAUGCCGGGCACGACGCGGGGACUUACUACGGAUACGACUCCGAGUACAGCGGUGCAGAGACGGAAGUUUUCUUAUCCGAUCGAUCCUUUGAUCGAUCAUUUAGUCAAGAGAAUGACUCAGAUCCGUAUAAUUCUGGAUCUCAGUGCGACUGCAUGUAUGCAAUGGAUGAGUGUCCUCAAAUCGUCAACCAAACUCCUUCAUCCUUACCCAUAAUUGAACGUAUAAGUCCUGAUUGGCCUCCUAGAAAACCUCUCCUCCAACCCAGGAAACUGGUGCGUGCCAAGACCGAAGGGUCACUAAUAGACUACGCAAGAAAAGACCAACGGCUAAGACAAGAAACUCCAGGAAAAGUAGAUUAUUCUAAUACUUUACCUCGCACGGAGUCCUCUUCUAAAAAGAAGAAGCAAGUCAACUUCCCGUUUCCAUCACCAACUCCCAAAGUAAAAGGAAAUCAGCAUAUCGGCCAGAAUUCUGAGCUAGAUUCCACGAAAAUGAGAUCAGAUUACAACAGACGAAACCACCCCCAUUCCCAACAAUAUCUAAUCAAUGCAACAUCUAAAGGCGCUCACGCUGAUCAGUCCUCUUUUUGUUCUGACUGUACCACUCCCUUUCCUGACGAAAUCAUUCAUUCACGCUUCGACUCGUGUUACGAUAAAAGUGGAAUUGACAAUGAUCGAUACGGACCUAGUUUCCAUAGUUAUGAUUCUUCUGAUGCUACCUGCAGCAGUUGUGAAGAGAGACGGUCCAAAGAGCGUUACUUGUUAAAGCACGAUAAUUGUCCCAUUCAUUGUGGCGAGCUUUCGUCAUAUCGUGAACGUGACACAGACUCUAUUGCUUCACCCAUGCACAGCUUGAACCUCUCUUAUAAUACCUCUGCAUGUCCUUCAGUCAAACGCCAAACUAUUUACACCGCAGAUUGCUUCAGUCAUUCUACCGACCGAGCCUAUCGAGAGCCUAUUCCACCCAAGCCAGAUAGCUCACAUGAGUGCUUUAGCGUACCUUUUCAGCUACACGUAAAUACCCGGGUUCGGCCUAGCUCGUCAGUCAGUAUCAAUGAACAGCCUCAGUAUUUUGAAUUUGAUGCUAACAGUCCGCCAACUAAAGAGUAUCGCGUCAUUGCUGAUGUAGCCCCUUCUUCUGACCCUGCUAGUGAAUUAAGCGAUCGGAUGAGCGGUUAUGGAGCCCCAGGAGGGGCUUUUGGGGGAUCAGGAAAGCGGGGUACCUUCGCAAGAAGUCUUUCCACCAGCGAAGUUCCUGAAACUGAGAAAGCAGCUAAGAAGGGAGUUCGCUCAGAGGCUAAGCCAACGAGUCCCUUGGCCGGUGCGGCGCUCGGCAUUCCCACUGCAUUACCUCUCAGUCCUUCCUCGUCCACUACCAAAGUUGUUAGUUCCUCCUCGGCCGCUGUUUCGAGUCCAUCAAAUAACGGGAUGAAAAAACUGGAAUUUCAUGUUAAUUUGGGUGACACGCCAAGUACAGAAGGGGCAAAACCUGACCCGGAUGGACAGCUUGCAUCUACUCCAUCCAAUUCAUCUUCACCGCGGCUUCCGCUGUUCGACAGCGCAGAUACCCAAAUAUUAGAGCUGCCCGAAAGUUCUAAAAGCCGAGGGCAAGAAAGAGGCAAAUCACAUACCAGUGGCUCAACAACACUGAGAACUGGUGUAGCGGGAGUCCCAGCUACAGAAGCUUGUUCCUCUCUGCCUGAACAAGAAGAAGAAUCUGAAAAGGGAACUUCGUCGACAUCGUCAGAGCGGGAACUUGGAGCUACAAAGCAAUCUGAGUUACAUGACAAUGUCGACGGAAGCCUAAGUGACAGCGCCGCAGGUUCCUUCACUCUGGACCCCAAAGAGCGAACUCGUCUCGCCACAGGCGACAGUUUUGCCGCAAGCACUCCGGGUGGAGGCUCUUCGCCUGGCAAGUCCGACUCCAGCAUUGCAGGUCUGGCUAAGAAAUCGUCAUCCACAUCGAAGCUUUCUGAUACCGGUCGCAAACGCAAGUUAGGUUUCCGGAAAAAGUCCCGGAGCACAAUAACCGUACAUCGCAGUGAAGAAAUCCUACCUACCGCAUCACGUCACCUACUGCGACAAAGCUCUAGUCAGAGCAGCGAGGAGGUUGAUGCAGAGUUGUGGGAAAGCCGAGGCACACGCAGACGCGCCCCCACGGGUGAAUUGACCGAGUUCAUAGAGGGGCUCGGGCCGGGCCAGCUCGUGGGCCGUCAGGUGCUAGCGGCCCCAACGCUUGGGGACAUUCAGCUCUCGAUGUGCGAGCGCAAGAACAAACUCGAAGUUGAGGUGAUACGCGCCCGAGGACUACAGUGCAAGUCUGGCUGCAAGACUUUGCCAGCCCCGUACGUGAAAGUGUACCUGGUUGAUGGCAAGAAGUGUGUAGCCAAAGCCAAGACGGCGACGGCUCGCCGGACGCUGGACCCGCUCUACCAGCAGCAGCUCAUCUUCCACGAGCGCUACCACGGCUGCGUCCUCCAGGUGACGGUGUGGGGCGACUAUGGCCGCAUGGAGGGCAGAAAGAUCUUCAUGGGCGUUGCCCAAAUCCUGCUCGAUGAUUUAGAUCUUUCCAACAUUGUUAUCGGAUGGUACAAGCUCUUCGGCACCUCUUCGCUUGUGUCUCUACCGACCUUCACUAGACGAGGUUCGGUGGUCAGUCUGGAGUCGUUCGAAGAGAGACCCUGAAUGACCAAGCUUAUUGACCAACGUGCCGAAUUUCACAAGAUGAAGCUCAAUGGUGAGCGUUGACGCAGGCUUAUUGGAAUAAAUUUUAAAAUCGCCAUUGUCUGCAGACCAACCGAGUUAGAAGACAUCGUAUUUGUUAUGGUUAUUGGAUUUCGGUUAUAAAUGAUAGUUAGAAGAGGUUAAAGCAAAUUAACCUAUACAAAAAGUUUCCUUGACUGAAAAUACGAAUGAUUGUGGGAUGCAGUUGUAAAUGAAUUACAAAAUUAUUCUUCGGUUGUCAGAAUUUUCUUUCUUGAAUUCAGGUUGGCAUUUCCGAAAAAGAGUUGAAAUGUUAUAUUGGCAAGUACACUUUUUUUCUUAUGUAUGCUUUACUGGCGCAUGCAAAAGUGUUUCAGUCAUGUGUUUAAUAGAUCUUUGAAUCCGCAGCAAAGCUAGGAUGUUACGACGUUGAAUUCUUAGAGAGGAAAUGGGAAACUUUGUUGGAAAUUGCACGUUAAUAAGAAUCUUCGGACUCUUGAUUAAUAAAGAUGAUGUUUAUUUUUCUUUGAGAUAUGAUAGGAAAGCCUGGUCCAAAUCAAGCUUAAGAUUUCUAUUCGAGGUGCCAAAAAACGAAGGUAAGAGUUAUUUUACUUCCUAUUGCGCUACCAACUCUGUAUAUCAACUUCAAUUCAAAUUCAAAUACGACAUGCACUUGGCAGAUUAAGACUAUUGUACUAGAAUGAAGUCUUAGUUUCAUCUCGAACUUACGAAAGUUUAACCUUUGAACAUUGAACGGUUUCUCUUGGAUUUCCAGCGGCUUUCUCUAUGGUCGUCUUGACCCACGUUUGCGUGAAAAUUUCGAUAACUCCUAUAUACCAACUCACUUUUUCAAAAAUUUCACAUCAAUUAACUGUUGGAUUUUAAUAUCUCAUUUAUUUCUUCGUUGAUGAGGUUCAUUUCUCUCGCUAUUUCCUGUUCAUCAUUUUUGAUCAUUUCAAACAUGCAAAACCCUCAAGAUUUCAUUGAAGUUUAGAAAAUUUGUUGAUGUGGAAUUGAACGCAGCGAUGAAAAAAGCCGUUAGAGUUCAGGAACCAUCUCUUGAUUCGUAUUUUAAAUUUCAAAUUAAGUGUCGUGAAGACACUUAAUUUGAAAUUGA
Messenger RNA from Hyalella azteca, 8283 nucleotides. RefSeq names its product regulating synaptic membrane exocytosis protein 1 (gene Rim). Lineage: Eukaryota; Metazoa; Arthropoda; Malacostraca; Amphipoda; Hyalellidae. The record is from RefSeq and is a predicted model, not a curated record. Gene Ontology annotation, biological process: intracellular protein transport; calcium ion-regulated exocytosis of neurotransmitter; regulation of synaptic plasticity. The coding region runs from base 726 to 7148 and encodes 2140 amino acids. Gene Ontology annotation, cellular component: cytoskeleton of presynaptic active zone; presynaptic membrane. Gene Ontology annotation, molecular function: transmembrane transporter binding; small GTPase binding. The transcript has 23 exons.